Molecule: messenger RNA, 376 nt
Organism: Durusdinium trenchii
Lineage: Eukaryota; Dinophyceae; Suessiales; Symbiodiniaceae
Source: the annotation of a GenBank genome assembly
AUGGCUGCUGGCUUGCGCUACUGCGACCGUGCCCUGACGGUGUCCCCUUCCUACGCUGUCGAGUGCUGCACUGAUCCCGAGAAGGGUGUCGAGUUGGAGUCUCUCUUCAAGUUGGGCAAAUGCACAGGCAUUCUCAACGGUGUCAAGGAGGGUGUGUCUCCCAGUGACAAGAACUUUGUCACGAAGACCAUGAUGACCUGCGGCCCCUACAACUCGACCAACUGCGAUAUUGCCAAGACUGAGCUCAAGACCAACUAUCGUGCACAGAAUGGCUUGACUGGCUGCACUGGCCCGCUGAUGUGCUUCAUCGGGCGCUUGGACUCCCAGAAGGGCUACGACCUCUUGUUGGAGUCUUUGGUGGAGGUCCUUGAGGACG